UCGCUCCUUGGACACUGUUCGCGCGCGCAAUGACUCAAAGUGCUGUGACUGUGCUUAGUGAUGUGUGACUCGAAAGACAAACUGUCCUGUGGCAUAAUCACACAGCGGAGAUACUUGUGAACGGAGACUUGGUAGAAUCUUCAGCAUCGACCAACAUUGUUGCUCGCGAGGAGAGAAAGCAAUUAAAGAGUGUGUUUGUGUUUCUUGUUGGGCGCUCUUCUUUUUUUCUUUUGUUCAGUGCCUGACCCGAGCAGAUUAUAGAGUUACUGUCUCAACUUGGCCAUUGUGGAUGCCCAAAGAGUGCGCACGGAUGUGAGAUUAAUUAAAUUAGAGAGUUGAAGGCAUAUAAAAGUUGGCUCGACGCGCGGCGAGGAGGAAGGAAAGGAGAGCCCAAGUGCCAGAAUGUUUGUGCUGUGAGUUUCGUUGUGGAGAAAGUUCAUCCCAGAGCAAGAGACAAGGCAUGGGAAUGUGGAAGAGUGCCGGAAGUAUGUAGUUGAAGUGCGUUAUGAAUUGAUACUGAAGGCAGAAGCGGACACUAGACGGAAUCAUGCAAUGGUACGUGGCAUGGAGUUUCGUGGUCACCGUGCUCCUUGGCCACGCGGCGGCACAGUGCUCGUGGGAGUACCGGAACGGAAGCGCCGUGACAUGCUCCAUUCGGCGCCUGGAGAGGCAAGGUGUGGACUUGAGCGGUGCCGAGGGCACCAAUCGGCUGGACAUCAAGUGCAACGAGCAGUUCUUCUUCGAGUCCCAACUGCCGGUGCGCGCCUUCGGCCGCCUCCAGAGUCUCAGUGAGUUGACAGUGGAGUCGUGCAAGCUCCUGCAGUUGCCAGUGCACGCCUUCAGUGGGCUCGGCAAUCUCAAGAGGCUGACAGUGCAGACGAACAACUACGCGUGGGCGCCCAGCAAGACGCUCGACAUCCGGCCGGACGCCCUCGUGGACCUCAAGGAUCUGCAGUACCUCGACCUAAGUCACAACAACCUGCGCCACCUGGCCGAGGGCGUGCUGUGCCCCCUCAACAAUUUGCAGCACCUCAAUCUCAGCACCAACAGAAUACGCGCCGCCGAGAGCCUCGGCUUUGCGAACCAGUGCGGCGGAGGCACGGAUCUCCACAUCCUGGACGCCAGUCACAAUGAGCUGCAGGCCAUUCCCGAUGAGUGGGGCGUCUCGCGGCUCAGGCGGCUCCAGCAGCUCCUCCUGCAGCACAACAACAUCACGGCGCUGUCAAGUGAGUGUCUAAUUGGGCUGGGCUCCCUUAAAGUGUUCAAUGCGAGCUUCAACAACCUGGAAACGCUGCCCGAGGGCGUGUUUGCCGGGUCUCGUGAAUUGCGCGAGAUCCACCUGCAGAACAACAUGCUGCUUUCCGUGGCCAGAGGGACAUUCCAUCGCCUGGAGCAGUUGCUAGUGCUGGAUCUCAGCUCAAACUCCCUGACUAGUCAUCACAUUGGCAAUGGCACCUUCGUGGGUCUCAUUCGGCUGAUCGUCCUCAAUCUCGCCCACAAUGCUCUCACUCGCAUCGACAGUCGCACGUUCAAGGAGCUGUACUUCCUGCAGAUAUUGAAUUUGCGCAACAACUCAAUUGGGCACAUCGAGGAGAACGCAUUCCUACCACUAUACAAUUUGCACACACUCAAUCUCGCCGAGAAUCGUCUGCACACCAUUGACGAUAAGCUGUUCAAUGGUCUCUAUGUGCUGUCCAAGUUGACUAUCAACAACAACUUAAUCACUGUGAUCGAAGUGAGCGCAUUCAAGAAUUGCUCGGACCUCAAGGAGCUCGACCUGAGCUCUAAUCAGCUGCUGGAGGUGCCGGAGGCUCUGCAGAAUUUGUCAAUGCUGCGGACGCUGGAUCUGGGCGAGAACCAGAUCCCGUCCAUCCACAAUGGCAGCUUCCGCAAUCUGGUGCAACUCACCGGGCUGCGGCUAAUCGACAACCUGAUUGGCAACAUUACAAGAGGUAUGUUUUGGGACUUGCCGAGACUCAGUGUGUUGAAUAUGGCAAAGAAUCGGGUGCAGAGCAUUGAGAGGGGUGCUUUUGAGAGGAAUACCGAUUUAGAGGCCAUUCGACUGGACCGGAACUUCAUCAGUGACAUUAAUGGGGUGUUCGCCACCCUCGCCUCACUGCUGUGGUUGAACUUGUCGGAGAACCACCUCGUGUGGUUCGACUAUGCGUUCAUUCCCAAGAACCUCAAGUGGCUGGACAUUCAUGCAAAUUACAUUGAGGCCCUUAGGAAUUACUACAAGUUGCAAGAGGAGAUUCGCGUGAAGACCCUCGAUGCGAGCCACAAUCGCAUCACGGAAAUCAGUUCGAUGGCCAUUCCCAAUAGUAUUGAGUUGCUCUUCAUCAACAACAACCUCAUCGAGACCAUCCACCCCAACACAUUUGUCGACAAGACAAAUCUCACGAGGGUGGACUUGUACGCCAAUGCUCUGUCCACACUGCAGAUGCACACUAUCCGCUUGGCACCUGUGCCCGAGUCUCGAUUGCUGCCCGAGUUCUAUCUGGGCGGCAAUCCUCUAGAGUGCGAUUGCUCAAUGGACUGGCUGUAUCGCAUCAACAAUCUCACCACGCGCCAACACCCGCGCAUCAUGGACUUGGCUAAUGUGGCGUGCGUGAUGCCGCACGCCCGUCGCGGCCCCACCGUGAGAUCCGUGGCCUCCCUGUCAUCCUCGGACUUCCUCUGUCGCUACGAGACGCACUGCUUCGCCCUCUGUCACUGCUGCGACUUCGACGCCUGCGACUGCGAGAUGACGUGCCCCAACAACUGCACCUGCUUCCACGACACCACGUGGAAUGCCAAUGUGGUGGAUUGCGCGGGCGGCGGUCGACGACACGGUCGGGAGUUGCUGAAGAAGGUACCCAUGGACGCCACGGAGCUGUAUCUGGACGGCGCGGACAUUGAUGAGCUGCAGAACCACGCAUUCCUGGGUCGCAAGAAUCUCAAGGUACUCUACAUGAACAAUUCUAAUCUCGCCCUCAUGCACAAUCGCACCUUCGCCGGUCUGUCCGCCCUCACCAUCCUCCAUCUUGGCGACAAUCAGCUGCGUAGCCUGCAAGGCAAUGAGUUCGACGACCUGCAGAACUUGCGUGAACUCUACCUGCAGAACAAUCGCCUUCGCACGGUGCCCAAUGCCACCCUAGAGCCCCUCAGGCAGUUGAGGGUGCUGCGGAUCGAUGGGAAUCAGCUGGUGAGCUUCCCGCUGUGGCAGCUGCAGACACCCCAAUUCCAACACCUCCGCUCGCUCGCCCUGGGCAGGAACUCGUGGAACUGCAAGUGUCGCAAUCUGCAGGAAUUGACCGCCUUCGUGGCGGACAGCGCCGUGAUCAUUCAGGACAGUCAGGACAUUUACUGUGUCGAUCCGGCGGGCGUGAAGCGCGAACUUGACCUCAAUGCCACGUCAAUCUGCAGUGAUUUCUAUGCCAUUGGCUCCAUGAUGAGCGACACUAUGUUCGGCAACUACAUUCCCCUCAUGAUUGGCAUUGCUGUGCUCACGGUGCUCAUUCUCCUACUGGUGCUAAUUUACAUCUUCCGAGAGCCCGUGCGCGUGUGGUUCUUCACGCAGUACGGCGUGCGCGUGACUGGAGCUCGGUGUGAGAAGACAGAGAAGCUCUAUGACGCUCUGGUGCUGCACAGCACGAAGGAUAGUGAGUGGAUCACGCGAGAAUUGGCGCCGGAACUCGAACGCGGACGUCCUGGAUUGAGGCUCUGUGUGCAGCAUCGUGAUCUCGUGCAGGAUGCCACAUAUUUGCAACUCCUGGAGGCUGCUCAGGCCUCCAGGCGCGUGGUGAUUGUGCUGAGUCCGAACUUCCUGCAGACGGAGUGGAGUCGCAUCGACGUGCGCCAUGCCGUGCACGAGAGCAUCAAAGGACGCCCUUACAAGCUGGUAAUUGUUGAGGAGAGCGAUGUGUUCUUGGACGCUGCGGCAGAUUGUGAGCUGCUACCCUAUCUGAAGACCACCAGCGUGCGGCGCGUGAAGAGGCUGGAGCAGCAAUUCACGGAGAAGCUGCGCUACGCACUGCCCGCAGAGAGUGUGAACCAGCGCCGUGGGAACAACUACACCCUUGACCAUCAUGAGCGGAUCAAGCAGCCCGCCAGCCCGGGUGUCGUCUUCCGGCCGGCCCCACCGCCCGCUUACUGUCCAGAGGGUGACGAUCCCAACUACUCCUCGGCCACCACGGCCACCCCCAGUCCACGACCAAUGCGGAAGAAUCUGCUGCAUCAUCCGCACCACCUGCCCAACGGCGUGCUGCACACAAUGGUGGAGGCACCGCCGCAGCGGCCUCCGUCUGAGCACAUCUACUCCAGCAUCGACUCCGACUACAGCACCCUGGACCGCGAGAACAUGGUGGUGGACGUGCACAGGCUCACGUGGCGCAGCAGCAGCCAGCACAGCCACCGUCCGCCGCACGAUCAUCGCGUGCAGGCGUAUUUGGUGUAAGCUGACACACAAGUUUGAUAGAGAAAAAUUGCAGCUGAAACUGCUCUAAUCUCUCCUAUUUCUUGAGAUAAGAGAAAAGAAAACUAGAAACACUCUUGAUCCACCAGACGGUUCUCGAUGGGCCACUGCGUCCUUUCAAUAUAUAAUAUACACACAAAAAAGACAUGCCAACAGGUUAAAAAUAUGUAAACUGAUAAGGCACUAAAGGAGAAUCUUUGACUCAGUAUUCAGUAAUUUUGUGACUCAGAUGAGAGGCAAAAGACGUGAGUUUCACAAGAACUGUCGAUGACUGUUUUUUUUUCCAAUGUGAGAAUUCCACGUGUAAUGUUGUAAAUAGCGAGACAAAUGGAACCAGAGAGCUAUACCUUCAUUAAAUACAAUAAUAGACCGAAGCUAAACUGAGAAAAAAAGUGUGAGUGCAGUGACGACAUACAUAUUUAAAGUGGUAAUUAAAAAGCAUAAGCAAGAAAAAGACCUAUUCAUAGACAUAGUGAAAGAGAUAUCUUAUUCUUCCAAGUCCUGUUUUCAUGGAAAAAGCAAA
Molecule: messenger RNA, 4976 nt
Organism: Phlebotomus argentipes
Lineage: Eukaryota; Metazoa; Arthropoda; Insecta; Diptera; Psychodidae
Gene: Toll-7
Product: toll-like receptor 7
Exons: 2
Coding region: 548-4435 (1295 amino acids)
Biological process (GO): signal transduction
Cellular component (GO): extracellular matrix
Molecular function (GO): protein binding
Source: RefSeq, a predicted model, not a curated record